GCGCGUGAUCCUUGAACAGAUCGGACCGUGAAACCUUUUCUCCUUCCCGGUGAAACAAGCGGACGUUAAAAUGCGACUUGUCGGGGCGGAGAUCUCGGUUCUGUCUCUCCUGAUGAUGAGCCUUCACGGCGCUGCAGCACUGACUCACUCGCUGAAGUAUUUCUACACUGCGUCCUCUGGAGUCCCAAACUUCCCAGAGUUUGUGAUUGUUGGGCUGCUGGAUGAAGUUGAGAUGUUUCACUAUGACAGUAACACCAGGAGAGCAGAACCCAGACAGGACUGGAUGAGCAGAGUCACAGAGGACGAUCCUCAGUACUGGAAGCGGUACACUGAGAUCCUUAUGGGCAGCCAGCAGGUCUACAAAGGCAACAUUGAAACAGCAAAACAACGCUUCAACCAAACUGGAGGUUUGUUUAUGUUUCACACUUUUUGUUUAUAUUUGCAUCCUUUAUGUUAUUAGUACAUAA
Gasterosteus aculeatus aculeatus (three-spined stickleback) is the source of this 467-nucleotide messenger RNA. Lineage: Eukaryota; Metazoa; Chordata; Actinopteri; Perciformes; Gasterosteidae. The record is from RefSeq and is a predicted model, not a curated record.